CCCUUCCCGCCCAGCGGCGGCUCGGAGCGGCCGGUGGCGGCGGCGGCUGCUCUGCGCAUCACGGGCUACAUCAUCGCGGAGGCCGCCCGCUUCCGCGCCUGCUCAGUGGCGGCGGCGCUCACCUAGCGCGGAGCUGUCACCGCCGCCGACUGCUCCCGCCCCGCCGCAGCGAUGGAGCGCAACCCCGCCACGCUGCCGGCACCGCUCUCGCCCAGAUCCAGUCUUCCUUAUAGAAAUGUUGAGGAUUUGAGAGCAAUGAAAAAACACUUUUGCUUGCAAAAAAGGAACAUUUUGUUCCACGUGUAAGUGUGGCACUUGGUGACUCACCUGCAAGAUUUCUUGGCUGACAUCUGAAGAACAAAGUGCUUUUCAACCUGUACUUCUGCAGCACUAUGACUAACUGUAAAGGCAGAUCUACCAUCUCCAAAACGAAUAGCAAAGUCCAUGACAGUGAAGGCUUGGUAAACUGGACCAUAAGUCUUAAUACAAUUCAGUCUGAUAAAUUUUUGAGGCUGCUCUUAAGUAUGGUUCCUGUUGUUUACCAAAUAAACCAAGAGGAAAGACACAAAAAGGUGAAUGGUGUCUGGCAGGAUGGAUUGCAACCAGCAGGACGCAAUUUUAAUGUCAGGUCUGAACAACACACAGAGUACCAUCACUUCUCAGAAGCAAGCUUUCAUGGUAGCAAUGGACACAGCCCAUCCAGCUGUAGCCCUAAAUAUGAUGAUUUUACCAGUUACAAUUACUGUGAUGGAAUGGACGCUUCAGAAACAGACGCCAUGUUGCAGGAUGACACUCUCUCUAGUGACAGUAAUGAGGAUAUCAUUGUGGAAGGAAGUAGAAAACUACCCAAAGAAUCGAGUAGUAUUAUGGCACUGCAGAUACUCGUACCUUUUUUGCUGGCAGGGUUUGGAACUGUUUCUGCUGGCAUGGUUUUGGAUAUUGUACAGCACUGGGAUGUGUUCAAGAAUGUUACUGAAGUCUUUAUCUUGGUUCCUGCACUUCUUGGUCUCAAAGGAAAUUUAGAAAUGACCUUGGCAUCCCGCCUGUCAACUGCUGUAAAUAUUGGAAAAAUGGAUUCUCCCAUUGAGAAAUGGAACCUAAUAAUUGGCAAUCUGGCCUUAAAACAGGUUCAGGCAACAGUAGUUGGUUUUCUGGCAGCAGUGGCAGCAGUAAUAUUGGGCUGGAUUCCAGAGGGCAAAUACCACUUUGAUCAUUCAGUCCUUUUGUGUUCUAGCAGUGUAGCAACUGCCUUCAUAGCUUCUCUUUUGCAAGGAGUAAUAAUGGUUGGAGUUAUUGUUGGAUCCAAGAAGACUGGUAUUAAUCCUGACAAUGUUGCCACUCCUAUUGCAGCAGGUUUUGGAGAUCUCAUCACCCUUGCCAUAUUAGCCUGGAUAAGUCAGGGUCUGUACACUUGCCUUGACACAUAUUACUAUGUAUCUCCUUUGGUUGGUGCCUUUUUUUUGGCUCUGACUCCAAUGGGGAUUGUCAUAGCUGCCAAACACCCAGCUACCAGAACUGUCCUCCACUCAGGAUGGGAGCCUGUUAUAACUGCCAUGAUUAUAAGCAGUAUUGGUGGCCUUAUUCUGGACACAACAGUAUCUGAUCCUAACUUGGUUGGAAUUGUUGUUUAUACCCCGGUAAUUAAUGGUAUUGGUGGCAAUCUAGUAGCUAUUCAAGCUAGCAGAAUCUCUACCUACCUCCAUUUACAUAGCAUUCCUGGAGAGCUGCCAGAGGAGGCCAAGGGUUACUAUUACCCAUGCAGAACAUAUUGUGGUACAGGCGUAAAUAACAAAUCAGCCCAAGUUCUACUUCUCUUGGUGAUUCCUGGACACCUGAUUUUCUUGUACACUAUCCACUUAAUGAAAAGCGGACAUACUUCCUUAACCCCCAUCUUUAUAGCAGUCUAUUUGUUUGCAGCUCUGCUACAGGAUCAGCUGUGGCCAUGGCAGAAAUGGAGCUGGGAGAAAGGAAGAACUCAGGAGCAGACCAGCCCUUCUUCUCCUCCAGCUGGGAAACACAGGGAAGAGUUAGAAGAAGUUGUAAAGGGGGACAGAGAAGAAGGACAUGUCAAGAUCAAAGCUUUCCUUCCUUUUCUGAUGCAGCAACCAAGAUGAACAGUGAAGCGACAUGAGCAGCGGGAGACUUCUAAGCUCAGUGGCAUUAAAAGAAAAAAAAGAAAAAACUAGUCUGGGGACACUGAUCCCAGAAGCUUCUCAUCUCCACAAGUCCCAAAGUAACAACAAGGGAGGAAAGUCCAGCAUACUCUGCCCAUGUGGAUGUCUUCUGUUCAGUGGAAGGUGGGGGGUGUGUGCAGGAGUGGGGCAGGAGGGUGUUUUGUGGAGAGCACUAGAGAAUAUGCUGACCAGAAAUACAUAUGCUGACCAACUGGUAGUCAUCAACUCAUUACAGGCAAAGGUUAUUCAAGGUAAACCAGAGUAAUUAGAUGGGAGGUAUUUCCUUCUGGUUACUUAGGCACAGCAGGAUAAAGUAAUCUUUGAAGACCUUUCCAAGCUUGACGGCCAAGCAGCAAGUACAGAUAUAAACACAGGGAAUUUUAAAAAAAAUUUUUUUUCUGAAUAUAGUAGUAUACUGAAAACUAGGUGCAGAGAUCAAGUCAAUUCACAGGUACCUGCAAUGAAAGCAGUUUUUUAAUAGAAGGAUGGAAAUACUGAAAUGUCAUUUGAAAAGCCCAUUAAUUAAAUUCUGUCUCACUAUAAAAAUUAUGGUGGAAAGCAGUACCCUCUACAUUUACCAGGCAGGGUUUAGUUUAUUUCUAUUGCAUUGCCUGCAGCUAGUUCUGUAUUACUGUAACCAGGCUCACAACCAGCCUAUGCUGGGGCUACUAAUAUGACACUUGAUCAUGGCAGACUGAAGGGCAAAAUUAUCCAAAUUAGUUUAGCAUGGAAUAAAGAGGAUAAAUAUUGUGAAUAGAGUUUGCAGGCCCAUUCCUUGGUAAAUUGGUUUUUCUCUUCAAUUUUGCCUUAAUGAAAACUUUGCAUCUGCCUUUAAUUCUUCAGUUACCUUUGUGUUUGGAGGUUUGGUUUGUGUCCUAUGCCAGAACUGUACUAGUUGCUGCAGAGCUCCCCUCAUCUGUGGUCCAUCAACUAAAAACCAGCUGACACCCAGCUGGGUCUAUCCAGCACUGAUAAAACCAGAGCUCAGUUCCACCAAAUUCUUCUUAAUAGUAGUUGUUCAGAAGGGGUGUGUAUAGCAGCCUCAGAAUACACAGAAAGAAAGGUUUUAAAGUGAGAACUGUCAGAAAGGCUAACUAUAGGUGGCACUAAUGGUCCUGGUUGUGUGACAUCGAGAGAGUCAGUUGUCUGCAAUCUCAGUUACUAUCAGCUCUCCUUCCCCCAGCCCAUCAAUUACACCGAGUUCCAGGAGGUGUUUGUUAUUCAAUAUACAAAAUGUUUUUCAGUAUUACUUUUGUUUUCCCAGAUGCUAAGAGGGUGGGGGAUUUUUGAGCAUGAGGUUACAUGCAAGCAUGUUUCCAAUCCUGUUUUCACAUGAAAGGUGUGAGUAAGAUUCUUGAAACCUUGAUGGAGAGCCUUGAAGUUACAAACAUGGUUUAGACUAUUUUAAGACUUGGCUUUUACAAUUUGCAUCCAUAACCACCCUACUUAGUGUAUAUAUGUGCUAUACACCAAGUUCUAGAUUGUAUUCUUAAAAAUGUUCAGCAUUAGACAAUAAUAGGGAACCAGCAAUUUUUCAUACUUGACAGUCCAAGCAUUUCUCAAAUCAUCACAAAUAAUUAUUACUCUGUGCAGAUUUCUACAGAUGACAGACAGACAAUUGUAGCUGUGCAAAUCAAAACACUAUAUCUAAAAGAACAAUUGCAUUUUUGAUUAAGGGAUUUUAUUAAACUGACCUGAACUGCAACUUUUUUUUUUUAAGUAAUAGCUUUGCAACUUUUCAUACUUUGAUUUACUUCACAUUUCAUGGCAUAUUAAUUUUGACUUAACUUUUUUCAAAACCUUUGAGGACUCAAAUAAGGAGCAUACCAAAAAUUAAUAUUCAUUCAGAGAAAGUAUAUUGUGUGUCCUGAAGAUGGAAAUGCUUAACAUCUUCCCUGAAAACCUGUGGACAGACAAACUGGAAUAUGAAUUUGCUAUGAAAAUGUUUCUACAGAGUGACUGGAUAAUAGAAGAUAAAACUAAUAUUAACUUAGGAGCAUUUUUACCAAGUGAGAAGAUUUUAGAAGCAAAUUAUAUCCUCUGAAGGAAACUCUUCAAGUAUCACAAAGCUUUAUUAUUUUCUCCAUUUCAGGCAUUGAACCUACUGCCCUGUGGAGAACAUUAGGCUGAAUAUGGUUUUUAUUUUUCAAUUCUUUGUAUUGCAAACCAAGAUAACCACACAAUUUUCAGUUCCCAUUGCAGAGAAUGCACCAGGGCUAUGAAAAGAAGGAUCAAAGCUCUUGAAAGUAAAACAGUCAUACACAGAAGCUGCUAACAUGGUAUUGCCAAAAAUCCUGAAUUGCUUCAUACAUUCUCUCCUUCCUCUUCCUAUGCACGUCCCCAACUUUGUCCCUGUGUGUCUGUGUGCACUCAAAUAAGGACACAGCAGAGAAUGGUAAGAUAAUUCAGCAUUACUGUGGGGACUAAAAUGAUUUGAUUAAACCCCAAACGCACAUCAACUUUGGACUUCACUCUUCUUUGACAAGGUACUAGACAAGUACUACUUGGGUGCUAGAAAAAAAACAACACUGAACCAGGCAAAACCUGUCAACAGACACACAUGCAGCCACAGAUGCUGAUACUAUCCUGGGAAAACUUCACAACUAGGUCACUAAGUAUUGGCCUUUUCAUCUUGUAGAGAAAGUAAAGUACCACAGAGAGGCUAAAUGAUGCAAAAUCUUGAAAAAUCAGAUACUGACACCAAAUGGCACAGCUGUAUAGAAAACCAGCUUUUUAAUCAGGCUAAAACUGUCACACAAGAUACUGAUCCAGGAAAAAAAGAACCAGCUCCCUUCCAAUGGCACCUUCUCCUGUAUAAUCCCAAACAUUUUGGGAAGCCUGUCCAUUCCCAUUCUCCCUAAGAGGAACUAUUUGGUAUCAGGACUCAUACCAUACAUAGGGUUUGGGGCUAAUAAGAUCAAUGUACAUAUCUUGUAAAGUGUCUCCUCUGAACAAGGAGAGGGAAAAGUUGGAAGUCCCAAGGAAGAUCAUACAGAAAGACCACAUUGAGGGUGAAGGAUGUGCUGACAUGCAUGUUGCUGUUCUGAAGCUCUGGGGAAAUAUUAUAAACACAGGGCAGGAAAAACUGAAGUGACUGAGUUUAAGUGCAACACAUGCAAAAGGUAAGAAAUCUUCAAGGAGGGCUGGAGAAGUCUUGAGCUGGGAACACUUAAAGCAAGCAAUCUUCAUGCUGGUGGGCUUAUUGGGAUUUAAUUUACAGAAGAUGAGUUUGGAGCUUCGUGUUGCUUGUACAAAGAGCACUUUGCAUUGUCUUUCCAACAGCCAAACAAAAGGAGGGGGAGAAGAGGAAUGAGGAAUAGAUGAUCAAUCCUUUUUUUUUUUUUCUCUCACAACAACAAAUGGUUGAAACCCCCAGGCUGAGACCUCAGCAGCAUGGUGAGGUGAGGGUGAUGGAGCUGUGCUACCUUCCCAUGGCAGAGGCUUUGUGGUGGGACUUCACCUCUCUGCACUGCCGCCACAGUCGCUUGCCGCCACUCUGGCAUGAAAGGACGGCACGUGAUGAAUCUGUUUGCUCCUGGCUCAUUCUGUAAGUGCAGUGAUAAAUCACUGUUUGCAUGAAAAAGCUGAAAGGUCUGGCUAUCAUAUGAAUUUAAGUUAAAAAUGAAAACUCUCUGUCCUUUCCCUUUCAACACACACACACACACACACACACACACACACACACACAGAGAGAGAUAGAUGUGCAAACUUCUGAUGCUCUGGGACUGAGCUCUCAUGCUGCAUGUGGAACCUGUAACACACAGGGACACAGCUACUGUCCUUCUAACCCUCCUUUCCCAAGGAUACACUACUGUUGUCCACAGGUGCUUGGGAAAGGGCCAGACUUGCAGAACUGUCUCCAAGUCAGCAGGGACAGCAGACAGGGUCAAAAAGGCUUCCACUUUUUAUCUCACAACUGCCAGGUUACAGUCAGGGCAUAGAUGAAACAUUAAGUGGCACAACCCAAACUCAGGGACAAGCACAUGGGUUGGGAAGCUCGAAGCCAAGUGAGUGACCUGUAGCUGCUCCACUCUGCUAUUACAUCUUUACUGUGGGAGCUGUAGAUAUGAUUUUCAAGGAAAGGCUUGAGAAUUGGUUAGCAUGCCAUAGACAUCAGCAAAUGAUGCACAAGGAGGAGCACUGGGCUGGGCAUACAUGUUGUCAGCCAGGGUAGAGCUGGGAGUAGCCCUUAAAAAACAGAGUAAGAAACAACAUUUUAACAUAGCUGGCAUCUAGGAGACAAUGGAAAAACUGACAUUUGUUUCUGUGUUGCAAGGAGUUGUGGUUAUAGGGGUGAGAUAAACUGGGUGGAGUGAGGAAACAGGAUAGAGUAGAUACGUAAAUACAAUAAUACAUAAGAAAUUCCGUGAGGAGGAAAGGAAUAAUUUGGACUCAGUCUGGUUAGGACAAGUAGUAACAGAGUUAAACAAGAGAGACUCAGAUACAGGAUAGAUCCUCUCAGAAAGGUAAGAUACGUCUGUGCUGAAACAGAAUGAGGAAUGUCCAGCAUUGGGAACAUCCAUCUGCCCAAGAAGGGAAAAGGACUCAAAUUAUCCCACCACACAGGCAGGUGUUGUCUUGCAGGUCCUUCAAGCUUUGCAAAUGUGGGAUGGUGGCUUCUGUAAGCUAAGCUCACUAUCAUAAAUCUCAGUAUUCCACACACUCCAGGAGGAAGGCUUUUGGCAAACAUUGCAGAGCCAUAUAGGCAGGGGCCAGUCAGUGCUGUGAAUGAAACCCCCCUGUGGAAAGGCAACACCAUCCAUCUCUGGGGUGGGCAGAGGCCAGACAGAAGCUCAGAAAGAAACAGUGUGAAACCCUGCACAGGAUGUGGGGAGAAGAUACAGGAGGUCUGAAUGCCUGGAGUUGCCUGGGACAUACGUGCCCUGCUCCCCUCAGCAGCUCUGACGCGGCAGACAACAUUUAUGAAUUUCUCAGUAACACAAAUCCAAACACCUGUACCUCACCCAGAGCUUUUGAAACCAAAUAGGAGAAACAGGAGAGAGUUGCUGCAUAGCUGGUUUCCUUACGUACAAUUCAUGGGCUUUAGCAACCCUCUCAAGGAGAGGGGAAUCCUGCAAUUACGUGUUUAGUUGUUCCCCAAUCCAAGCAGGCAUUUGUUUGGGACAAUGGGACACUGUGGGAUAUCCCUUCCAAUAUCUCUGAGCAGGUCAGGUGCAUUCUACUCCUGUGGGUCAGGGAUGCAGGUUCAGGCCCUCACCAAGUGCUGUGUUGUUAUUUUUAAGGUAAGAGGCUGGAAGUAGAAGUGCUGAUGCCUGCCAUGUGUAACCGUGCUGUAAGGUCUGCCCUGUGUGCCUUGCUUCUGUCUAACUGGAUGGUGCCAAAGUCCAAAGAAGACAGGGAAAAGAGAGGUAAUCUCACCCUCCCAGAAGUUCAGUGUCAGAAAAAGGAACAGAUUGCAUCUCCUAUCUCAGUAUGUGAGAUGCAAUCUUUUCUUAUAAUGAUCUUUUCUUGUAGUGAUCUGGAUGAAUUCAUCCUGGCACAGACUGGCAAAAUACCUAAAUCCUUUGGGUAAUGAUUUUCUUCUCCUUGACUAAACUAUCACAAAUUAACAUUAAAUUUAUUUUACUUCCUCUUGUUAAGGUUAUAUUGUGCUCAGACUAAACCUUGCUAAGGUAUCUUUUUCUGGCACGUUUGACUGUGCUGCUCACUAAUGCUCACAGAAGAUGACUAACCAGGGUUGCUCAUUCUCCAUAGCCUUAAUUACAGUUAACUGGAAACGUUUCACCUUUCUGCUGCUGUUCAAAAAGAAUUAGAUGAACUCCUGCUUGAAAAAACAAAAGGCCUCUUAUACUAAAAUGCUAGCAUUCAUUUAUAAUCUUAAUUACAACAGGCUUCCCAGGAAACUUUCCUGCUGCAGAAUGUAGCACAGAAAUUACAGGUUAGCACAAGCCUGCUUCAUCAAUAGCUUCCUAGGUCAGAUUUAUUCUUUACUGAGAUAAACCAGUGACUCCAGCCCUGAGGGAUGCUCAGUCCCAAACAAGCCAGCCAGCAGUCCUUUAGCCUAACUAUAAUUCUGUCAGGAUUGGGCCCAAAGAGGGAUCAAGACAAAAGUCAGAAGAUGAACCAUGACACAGGAGAGGAAAUAAUUUGCUUUUUCAAUGUUUUCUGUUUCAGUCUUUGUACACCAAAACAAACCCACUCCCACAGCCAACCACAAGUGAUUCUACCACAGGUUGGCUGGGAGUCAAAGAGCACAUCCCUAAGUCUGCUUUCCCUGUUGGCCACUGAUACCCCUUCCCAAGUGCCAACACGCUCCACCCACUGUGCCUGCUCCACACAGAUAACAUCCAACAUUCUCUGGAUCCAACCACCUGGCACUUGCUGGAAACUUCCAGUCCUCCUGGGUUCCUCAGCACAGAAAUAAAAGAACAGAAAAUGCACCUAGGUAAUCUUCCUUAAUCCUGACAAGCCUAGGGUGACUUGGUUGCAUUUUUAAGCAUCUGACUUGCUACAUUAAUUUUUCUUAUGUCAGAGCAUAAGAAUAAUGUCAAAAAGUCCCUUUUGUCAGCCAUUCAAGACAACUAGAAGGUACGAAUAUUAGUAUGACGCCUGCCUUAUUCAUUUUCCUCACCUCUAUAGCUGUGUUUACUGUGAUUUCUAAGAGUUCUCUGUCUCAUCUAAUAACAUAUCUAUUUAGGGACUGCGUACUACAUGUCGCUUAACAAUAAAAGAACAAAUUCUUAGUAUUCCUUUAAAUGGGAGCAUUUUUUUCAAACUGUUACCUCAACUACAGCCUAAAAGAAAUUGCACAUCAUGUUCCUUUUCUUUUUUUUUUUUUUUUUUUAAGUGCUCAUUCUUUUUUAAACUUCCCAAAGAAAAUGAGCAGAAAAGGUCCCUCUGAGCUCAGGCAUCUGGGAUCCUUCUCUGGCUGCAGCCAAGUGCUGUCUCCUUGCCCUCUGCUCCUUUCACACAUGCUGAAGGCAUGCCAGCCUCCCAUCAGUUCCCUCUUAUCUGCUGAAAGCGCUGGCUCCCUCUUCCUUGCUCUCAUACCCUUGUCAUCUGCCUUAUCCAACCUGCAGCUAAAGCAUGCCAGUAAAGAUGGGAAGAAAAAAGAGCUCCAGGACUGAAUUUUCAGCCAGCUCUCGCUCUGCAUGCAAAGCCCCCUGGAGCAGGUCUCUGCUGUCCCUGAGCUAACAAGCCUGCAGCACCAGGCAGGGGCCUUGGCGAGUGUGGAGGGCAUGGAAAGAUUGGGAAGCUCUCCCCUGUCCCUGGGCAGCAAGGCAAGGCGGAGAGCUUCCAACCCGCGGCCUGAAGGGACGUGGUCCGACAGCCAGCAGUGACUCGAGGCAUUCAGCUGCAGGGUAAGCAGAGCCAAGAGUGUGUGCUCCGUGAGGCUCCGUGGCAAAGCGCCCGUGUGCUCUAUGGAACCGCGCCUGCUGCUACCAUGGGGAACAGGGCAGCUCUGUCCCACACACAGCCCGGCCUGUUCCACCUCCGUGGGCUCCUCGGUGGCACAGGGUGAGCUUGGCCUGGAGCUGCUCACAGCAGAGCCAGCUCCUCCUCAGCUCAGGUAGGACACAGAGCUUGGCAGUUCACACUCACUGUGCAGCUUGUUGUUGUUGUCAGCUACCCCUGACUUCUGCUUGCCCACCCUUACCAGUCUGUUAUGGCUCCCAAGACUUUUGUUUUCAUAAGCUGCUUAUUUUCUCUUUGAUGAACAAUAACGCCAAGAAGUUAGGUAGGAAUGUGUGCAUCUCCCUCUGUACAUACCUAUGGAUACACGUGUAUAUGCAUCCCUACCCACAUCCAAGCAGUAAGCACCCAGAUGGCACAAGCAGUUAUGUGGGUCACAGACCAGGGCUCAUGGGUGCUCCCAGGCUGUCCUGAAGCACUGAAACACAUUCUGAUGUAUAAGUAGAUAGGACUGAAAAAAAUUCAGAAGCAAAGUGGAGGGAAAAAACAAAUUUAUUGCUGAUUUUUCUUAGUAGGGUGGUGUGAGAAGCAUCCAUGGUGCCCACUCAGUCAGUACCUGGAACUGCUGCCACCUCCCUGAUGAUUUCAGUCAAGACAGCAGAGAUGUCUGAUGGCUCCUGAGGAAUACUGGCAAUAGAUGAUGUUCUGGUGUACUGAAUAGAGGUUAUACUUCUCCAGAGCUGCCAGGUGACAUGGACUUCGGAGCAGGGAGAAGCAACAAGUUCACAUAAUGUAGGAAAAACUGAUAUUCCUGACAGAAGUAAUACACCUAAAUUACAGUUUCUUGCUAAGAGAGCUGUCAUUUUAGACACUCUGCAGGAGCUUCCAGCCACUGGAUCCAUGAAUGAAGUGCUCAAGGUUUCUCCUCCAACCUGCAGCAUUGCCUGCUGCAGGACCUGUCUUCUCAAGGCAGGGAGAGCUGCCGAUGUUCCGUGCCCUUCAGCUCAUGGGGGUGCUUCCAUGGCACAAAUGUCACCACAAACACGCUAAUAAUGAACAGUGCAUUUUGCUCUUUGAACAUAUCCUGUCUUUUAUGAGAUAUAUCAGCACAGCUGACCUAGGGAUUAACAAUGACAUCCAAACUGCUUUCAAUCAUCUUAGUUUUGCAUUUCAAAUAUAAAACUGAUUUAAUGAAAGUCUGUUUAUCCUGUUGUUUCUAAAUUCCUUCUGAUAGUUGAUCCUAGCUGGAGCACUGCACGAAGGACCAUAUGUAAGGACCAUACUUAAACACUUUUGAUCUGGUGUUUGCAACUCUAUGUCCAAUCCUGCAAUCUAUCUCAUGAAUCUCUUCCACUGAUGUGUAUCCCAGCCAGCACGAGCAGGGAAGUUUCACAAAGCCUCUUCCCAACUUCUCCUGUUUUUAGAGAUUCACUUCCUGCUUCAUGACCUAACUUUAUCUCUGGCUUUAUUUGCUUAAAAAUAAACUUUGUUCAGAGGGGAAAGCAGUACAUGGGAUUCACUGCUUCUAGGAACAAACUGUAAUUUCAUUCAAUUUAUUCUGCUUUCCCAGGCACUCUCUUACUCCAGCUCUCCCAUCACCUCCCUUUAUGCACCUGCAAGUCCAAGUCCACAACUUCAGUCCCUCUUCCCAGUGCCCUUCAGUAGUGGUUAUGGCCCCUUAACUCACCUUAUUAACACCACCGUGUUCACUCAGCCCCUGGUUAAUGCGAUAGAGGGUCUAAGGUAAUCCCAGUAAUUUUAAGGUUAGCAUUAACUCUUCCUUCCACCUGAGCUUCAUUUCCACUUCUGCCUCUUACUGCUCUUCCCUCUCUCUCCUUGACUGUUCUCCAUUAAACAACCCCUUUUGCAAGCUGCCCUCAACAUCAGUGGAGCUCAAGUUAAACUUUCAAACCCAUGGGAGGGCUGGGAGAAGAGUGGGGGAGAUGCAAACAUUUUCAAAGGAAGACACAGAUUUAAACAGGAUGUAUAGAAGGCUGCCCCAAAACACAGGUAUUCUUAGGAGACUGAGAUAAAGCAGCUACCAUCCACUGCUACUUUAAAUUUGAUGCAGAACAUCUGCUCCUGUUUUGCUUUUCAUGAUUCAUGUCCCCUUGUCUGCAGCUCUGUCUGCUCUGCCUGCUCAGGACAACCUGAGCAGAGACUGCUGGUUCACUCAACUGUUUCCAGGAGGAGAAAACACUUGCCAAGAUGAACUGAGAAAACCUGAACUGCUCAACAGCCAGCUAAGAUAUGAAGAGCCUGCUCAUCAGUGUAACAAUAUUUUUUGUUCUAUCUUCACCCAUUGCAGACAGGAUUGCGUCCCUCCCAUCCUCUGAACCCUGCUUAGUUUUUGCAGAUCAACUGAGAUCAGUAAGUAAAUCUCAGGGCCACAAUUGCAGCCUCAAAGUGCAGCUUAUUAGAAGUACUAUGAGAUCUCUCAGCUCCCUGUGGUGAGUAGUGGAGCAGACGUGAGUGCACAAAAACAUGGGCAUAUUUUAGCUACGAUCAGCCUCUUUAGGGACUGAAGGCAACAGAUGUAUGUUCAAUGGGAAUAAAUGCUUAUUCCCAAAUAAAGCUCAGAUAAACUGCAGAGGGAUCUAUCUGCAGGUGCUGGCAGGAUGGAUAACUUCUCCUGAGGCUGCACCUGGAGUCACUAUUGCAGAUCAAGGUCUAGGAUAAAAAUAACACUCAGUACUUAUCUGGUAUUUUUUCAGUCUACAAACUUUAAAGCAUCAUCCCCACUUUCCAGAAGUGAGAAGCCAGCCACAAAGACCCAGUUCAGUGUUGCUGCGUUCUUCUACCAUCUUCACAAGCUGAACCUUGUCCUCUUCCAACACCUCUUCUCUGUCCAAGUGCAACUGACAGGCUCAAGACACAGCAAUCUAAUGCUAUCAGCACUUUCAAUUUUCUGUCAUCUUGUCUUUUUCUUAAGAGGGAAAAUGGGAUUUAUUUUUAAGCACUGGUUCCUGGUACUACUCUGGGAGAAUUUCAGAACAAGAUAUAUCUCCAAAUAUUUGUCUUCCCUGAGGUUUCUAGUCCUUUCUGUUACAGACAGGCUAAGUAAAUGGAUCAAACUGGAGACUCAAGAUCCAGAUUGAGAAAUUGUGGCAGUAAAGCAUGAUGGAAUCAGUACAUUACAGAUAUUCAAAGCAUUCAGUUUAGGCUUACACCUUUCCCUCCUUGUCAUUUCUUCUCUAAACAACAUUGGGGAGAUUCACCUUUGGAUGUAACUUCCAUAGCAACUUGGUGUCUAUGAGAAAUCAGCAGCAGAUAUUUGGCACUGCCCAUUGCAAAAUAUUUAGCAUGUUCUGCAGUAAUGCAUAUAGCUUAUCAAAACAACUAUCUUAAACACCACUGAGAUCUCACAAAAAGUCAACAAAGUACAGUCAGAGUACUCCAAAAUAUACCAGGAUUUUAAAAAAUCAUUUGAAGUACAAAAUAGAAGGGUUGCAUGUGUUGGUCUGGUUUUUGAUUUAAUAAUAUGAGUUUGCUACAGCCCCAAAAAUCAACCUGUAUGUUACUCAAAAGAAAAACCAAACCAUAAAGUUCACUGAUUUAUAAAGCUCAUAGUAAAAAAUAAAAGUUAGAUUUUUUUUUUAAUACUGGCUCAGUGCAGACAAGAGAAAGGUGAGAAGCAAACAGUUUAUUUGGAAUAGGUGGACAAUAUUAAGCCAACCAGUCCAAUUUGGAGAAGUAGCAUCAAGAAGCUGGUUACUGGGUAUGGGUACAUACAUACUACAAAUCUGCCUAUCUGUUUCAGCCUACCACAACUUACUCAUUGGCACUAAAAAUAACUAGAAACAUGGCAGAGAAGGUGAAGGAAAACAUGAAGGGAAGCAAGCAGUCUGAGCAAUUCCAUUAAAAAAACCUCCAAAUAGUAACAAAAGAACAGCCUUCCUGGGAACAGCCCUCUGGGUUUGAAUGGCAUCUGCUAAAGAAGCCUGGUACCUCCACAUCAGUGCAAAGACAAAUGAAUGGUCCAAAAUAUCUGUCCAUGGAUGACAAGAGAAAACACAACAUUGGUAAAGUUGUUCCCUCCAAGGAAGCAAGUGAAAUCAGAGCCUGGCAUUGGUGUUAGAUUGUGAAGGGGAAGGAAUACAGAGAGGGAAACAAAAAUUAUACUUAGAAAAAAGUCUGCUCCUACAUGUUUGGGCUGAAGAGCUUCCUUGGAGAAACUUUUGCUUUUGAUGGCAGAGGAUGAUAUCUCUCUGGGACAAGAGAGGAAAGGAAAACAGAAAAGUCUGUGAUAGAUUAAAACUACUAAACAAAAGAGACUGCUUGGGGAUUUAAUAUUUAUGAAAUGCAAAAAAAAGAUUGUAGUAAAAUAAGAGAUAACACAAAUCUAGUAAAAGCAGAGUUGUUCUGAAUGAAAAAAAAACCCACAGACGCAGAACCUGCAAUCUGGUGCUGUACUAUCAAAAAACCAAUUCCCCCCUGUCUUAGGUAAUGUCAAAAUGAAAACCCCCACAUACAGGCCUGGUUCAAAAGCUAUUGAAGUUAAUAAAAAUUUCCUCUUGAUUUCCAAAUGCUUUGAAAAUGUGACUCCUUGGGAAUUUCUGAUGUUAUUAAGAGACGUAUACCAACACUAUCACCCCUGAAAGAAGCCCAGAGAUUCUGCAGGACGAAAGGGGUACUGCCAGAAGUUACCCAGCUUCUCUGCUCAGUAGAGGAUGAUGGCUCAUCCCAAAUCCUGGUGUGGGGAAUUAGGGAAGGUUAUCUGCAGUGUUAUGGAGAUGAUCAUUGUUGAAACUGCAUGUGGGGUUAAUGCACCAGUGGCUUCUUAAAACCUUUGAAAAUUUUCCCCCAUCAGAGCUGUGAGGUAGAAAAUAUGUUUUCACUUCCUCCUGUGGAGUAUCAUAGUGUGCCAUAUUCAAUGCAUCACCUAGUCUUGUUUUUGAAGGACAUUUGCUUCAGGGGAGGAAAGUAUUCUGUAAUCCUGAUGGAUGCACUUCUCUGUUGAGAAACAUUUCUUUUGAUAUUCUGCUAAAGUUAGUUUCCUUUCCCAACCCAUCCCCCCUUAAAUAUACCCAGAAGAUCAUAAAUGUGGAAAUGUGUCAGUUAGAAAAGGCUGAAUGAAAACUACUGUGACAACCUAAAUUCUGAGUUUGUUGCUCUAUAUGUGCAUUUCUUGGAUGGGCCUUUCAUUUUCGGUAGGGUUGUUUUUCAUUUCCCGGCCAUGGUUUGUUCUGGUUUAUGCCCAAGAACUUGCACUAACAAAGCUUGAUGGUUCUGUGAAAGGAGUAUAAACAUAGAUGCUGAUCACUUGAAAAGGCAAAUCUGUACAUGCAACUGCUCUUGGAAAUACUGGCUUCUUCCUGGGCAAAAAAGUGUAAGUGUCCAGAGGGAAAUGCCAAGUCACAUGGCACUUCAGACCUAUUAAUAUAAUUUAGAAAGAAAAAGGAGUUAGAGUGCAGGGACAACACAAUCAGGUUGUUAGAGUGCAGGGAAGAGGCAUAAAACACUGCAUUAAACUACGACCAUUUUGCUGUAUCUCAGAACAUAUAGUUUAUUGAAUGGCUUCCAGAAGAGAGAAAAAUGGAUUUGGCACUCAUCAAUAAAGUCUAUAAUUACUUUUUUUAAUAGAAAAUCCAUGGACUGUGUCCAACUCCUGGCAAUUUUUUAUGGUGCUGACUUGAGAAUGCUCUUGUCCAGUGCCACCAUCAGGGAGAGCUACAUGUGCAGCUGGAGAAGGGUCCUGAGUUAUCCCUUGCCAGGAGCCAAGGCAAACAAAAAGCUCACAGAGGAGCCCAGUUUUUCCUGCCAUGCCAUUAGAAAGAAGUAGUGAUGGGUCUCAUCACCUCCUCAAGGUCACCCAGCUACCCGGAGAGCAGGGCAGUGACCCAUCCACUGAGCUCAGCCAUGCUGGAAGAGCCAAACUGAUGGAUGUGUCUGUGGAAAACCUGGUGUUUGGUGACUCAGACCCUUGAGAAUUUCUAACCAUCUGGUUUCCCAGAACUGGCCAAUCUGAUAGGUUUGCAGCCAAAUUAACAAAGUUAACAGAAUGUGUGGAUAUGUGAAAUCGUGAGGAUGCACCUAGGGAUGUAACAUAUCACUUCAUGGAGAUGUAAAAAGCUCUGCAUCUCUGAAUCAGACAGGUUGGGCAGAGAUGGGAUGACUAAAAAGGUUCUCUAGCACCACAAGAAAACACUUUUGGACAUUACUUACACAACAAAAUUUUAUGUUCAAGGUUGCAUGAGUAAUUUGAUAGGUAGCUCACAGCUAUACAGCUAUUGUGAAGAAUAACAAUUACAAUUUUAGAUGAGAAAUUUAUAGAUAUAUUUUUAAAAUGCACACGCUGACACCCCUGUUUUACUUUUUCUAAUCACCCUGCCUUCUGUGCAUUCAUGAUCUUCCUGAAUCUUGUGUGAAGUUUGCAAGGACUUGUAAAUCAGUGCCUCUUCUAGACAUUUAAAUAGCAAGUGAUUAAAACUAAAAAAGAAACUGCUAGACUAGUUCUGGUUGUGGUCAUCAGGCAUUGCUCCCUCUGCAGAUCAACAAAGCAGAGAAAAUACAGAUUAUUCCCAGGCUCAGCUGCUGUAUGUCUGAGUCUAGUCAAUGUACAAUUACUCACAACAACAACCUAUCUUUUAUAUUUAACUUUGCAAGACCUGCAGAUAGAGAAAACACAUGCUUUACUUAGAGAUUAAGGAAUAGCACUCAGCAGUGCUCUCACUGCAGCACACUGAAGAGGGGAACACCAAUAAAAACAUGAUUAGCUCAAGACUAUCUGUCAUGCAGUCAUAAAGCAGCAGCCUUUCACUGAGGACACUUGUGAACAAGCAGAUAGCCUUUGUCUAUGUCGGAGCAUGGGCAGUCCCCAGAAUUACAAACUCUCAGGCCCACUGUGAAGCAUGCAAACAUUAUUACUGCCCAAUAAAUGUGUAACUUGGUCAUGCUGACGUGGUGAGUCUGUGGCAGAGCCAAGCCUGACACUCAAGUGUCUUGGUCUCCCGUCAUCAACAUCAGCUUCUGCAAGCAGUAAAUAUACCAAAUUAACAAGACAUUCAAAGUAAAGCUUUCCCAGUUUCUUGUCCAAUGUUUCCCUUUCUGUAUCACACUUUUCAAUUUUCUUAUUGAGUUCAGUGCCCAAUGAAAAAUGUGCCAUUGACAAGGAUGGAAUUAAGCACAGCAUAAAUUUCUACCAUGUCCAUAUUUCACUGCAAGAAGACCGUGGCUUGGAUCACGUGCCUUACAAAAAUUAAUGUCAUGCUUGUCAGUGGCUUCAAGGAAUUCAUAAUUUCCUCCACUGUGCUUGUGCUAUGUCCAGAACCAUGAAGGGCUGAUUGCUGGCUGAGACCAGUAAGUGCUGUUCAAAUAAAUUGUAAAAAUAAUGGAGAAACUAAGCAGACUCAAAUUAAAAGGCAAAGAAAAUGAGAAACAGGGGGAACAUAGACAAACAACAUUGAGGUACUUUGCCACUUUAUGGCAAUGAUCUUGUCAUUACAAAGCCAGGUGUAAGAGGUUUUCUUUCAAAUGCCUUAGAGUAGAGCAUCAACAGCAGUUCCAGAAGAAAGCACCACUUUGUAUAAUGAGGGAAUGCACAAAAGUUUUUCUGUAAAGAAAAAUCCACAAAAGAGAAAAUCUACAAGUGUUUCCAGAGUCUAUGCCUCUUCAGGGUUGCUCUGUUUCAUUAGUCUCAAAUGAUGGAAACUGUCCAGUAGUUAUGAAAAUAUCUACCUGAGAAAGUUAUGAGAAUUCUUGCAGGAUGCAACACACCCUGCUGUGGGCUCAGCAAAUGGGCCACUGACACAAGGGAGAUUUAUAUUAUGAGGACAGCUGCCCAUGGGUUUUAUUAUUAAGCUUCACAGCUAAGUUUUCACACAGGAGGAAUUGGAAACAAAAAAGACAAAAAAGACAAAAGAAAGUAUUUUGAUAUCCUAAGCAUGAGUCCAGUCCUCAAAGUUUACACAGUGAUGUGACUGAGAACUGCAAAGAUGAGAAGAAUCUGAUGUCUAGAUCAACACACUGACAGUACUUUGCAAGUGCCUUCUCUGGUGCUAGGGUUUGUUUUAAGAUCUCUUGCUUUAAAGAACAUAAUAGAGACAUUGAGGGUUGGUAAAUUCUGGCCUGAAGACAUUUUCCCAACCUUGCAGGUAAUUUUUCGUUUUUUGCUGCCUCUGCAGACACCAGAAGCCAAUGGGACAUUCAUGCCAAGGCAGUUAUUUCAUGCUCUGAGUAACAUUCUAAUUUCUGUAACCAGAUUUUUGCAACAGCAAGUUCUUAUUUCGGGCAAGUCCCAUGUGAAGGGCAUGCUUCAGUAGAUGGAUAUCCUCAGCUUAUUGAUAUAGCAUAACUUUUAUUAGAUGCACAAAUAGCUAUUGCCUUGUUGUGAUUUGUAUGUUAAAAAUUAGUAAUGCAGAAUCCUGUUAAUGCAAUAGAGCAAUACAGAUAUUGUAAGUGAAAGAAGAAUGCUCUUAUCUCAAUAUUCUAAUUUUGAUCAAAGAUUAGCUGCUUUACACUUCAUGGUUCAGAUGAACUGCAGUGUGUCUGUAAGUGGCUGGGGAGACUUUAUCAUAGGUAGGAGGAACAGCUGCCUCCACUGGAAAUUUCUGUAUUACACAAUCACAUCAAUUUCCAUAUUGUACACAAUGGCUACAAGACAGAAUAUUGUCUGGGGGUGCAUGCAAAGAUGUGGGAAUGCUCAGCCAGGAGCUUACGGGCUGAUCUAUGGAGAAGCAUAACAAAAACCUUCCUGUUUCUACCAGUGAUUUAUAAAGGGCUGCAGCAGGCUGACAUUUUUUUUCUAUGCACAAACUCUGGCAAUCUCAGCACAAAAUUUCUGCUUUCAUAUCCAUAAUGCCCAGAGGAUCAGGUAAUGUCAGUGAAAUUCCCUCUUGGGGACUGAAUAAAACAUGAGAUAAAGACGGGUACAGAGACCUGAGAGAGAAAUUCUCGCCCUGCAGUUGAAAAGGCUGCUUUCUGGAUGGUGCUCAGGAAAAUGCCUGGCUCAUGCCACUGUCAAUCACUGCACAGCAGAGGCACUGGGUUUCCACUACCUUGGACCCUUUUCCAGCCAUAUCUACGAAGAGGAUCAGAUUAAAAUUUCCAGCCUUUCAGGCAGGCAGCCCAGCAACUUGCACCAGAGACAGGGUUAUGACCUGUGUUCAAGCCCCAGCUGGGUGUGACAUUGAGCAAUGAGGGAAAGGUGUCCCUGCUCAUGGCAGGGGGUGGAACUAGGUGAUCUGCAAAGUCUCUUCCAACCCAAACCAUUCAGUCAUUCUGUGAAUAGUGACCUGCACUACAGCAGGCCAUAUGGACAUAUUCCACGUUCAUCUCUCAGACAUGAUGUGUUUGUUUUUUUGUCAGACCCACCAGAUGGGGAAUCACAUAACAAAAUUACUCUGCAAUGCGAUAGCAGCAUUUCCCUUCCUGUCGAGAACCACAGAAAAGACAGGGGAAACAGCAGGAUCUGGAUGAUGCAAAAUAAGGUUUCCCGACCCCUGGGCAUUCACACCUUGACCCUGGAUUGACUGUGCAUGAGCUAGAGAAGAGCCCAUAGUUGCUACCUCAUCAUCAUCAUCUACAUCACCAGACCCAGCUGGGCAUGCUGAGGUUGCUCACAUCUUUUAAACCUCUUUAGGGGUGGCAACUCCACCACUUUUCCAAGCAGACUAUUCCUACUGAAUUGACAGCCUGACAACCCUCUCAGUAAAGACAUUUAUCCUAAUAUCCUAUCUAAAACUCACUUGACACAACUUGAGGCCAUUUCCUCUUGUCCUGUGACUGGGAGAAGAGACUCACCCCCCUAUCUGACUACAACCUCCUGUCAGGUACUUGUGGAGAACGAGAAGGUUCCCUGUCUGCCUCCUUUUCUCCAAGCUAAACAACCCCAGCUCCCUCAGAUGCUCCUGACAGGACUUGUGCUCUAAAAAUAUAUUGCCUCAAAUAUGUACAAAAACCAAAAGUAACAAAAUUCACCAGGCUUUUUUCCCUGAGCAAAAUUCAGUCUAUGAAAAUUCUAUGAGUGAUUUCAGUUGAAAAUAACAGGCCUAGUCCAAAGCCCCUUUAAGAUUUUACCCUGCUGCAAUUCCCACAGCCUGGACAUACUGUCAAGCUGUGCAAACCUUACCACAUAUCACUGCUCUGCGGGUUAACAGUGCUGAGUGUUGGCCUGAGCUCUGCUCCCACCAAAGUCAUGCCAAUGAGAUUAACUCCCCACUUCAGUGGGGAAUUAAUUAUUAUAAUAGUGAGUGCUGGUUGAAAAUCCCACUUCUUUUGCAUUGUAGGCUGGGGUUUUUUUUCUUAAUUAUUAUAUUUCAAUUGAGAAAGGCAAAGUUGGUAGAAUUAUAGCAAGAAUAGCAUAGAAAUAUUGGAGUCAUCCCACAAUGCCCGAGUAACUGGCAAGGCUCAUCUGACCAUUUACUCCCCAUCUAAAUGGGGUCUGUAAAUAAGCAUUGAACAAAUAUAUAACCCAUGUGCUGAAUUUUAUUUUUGCUAUAAUAAUAAAAGCCAUGGAGAGUGAUUCAGGAUAACAUGACUCCUCACUUGACUGCACACAAACAGCAUUCAUUACAUUCUGAUGAUGCAUUUAGCCCUCAGAGUACAAAGAGAGUUUUACCUUUUUUUCCUUCAUUUUUUCUGCAUCAAUUUGCAUGAGAAGUACAGCACAUUUAGUCUUUGAAUUAAUCAAAAUAGCUCUGCCUUCACUGAAUAAAUAUAUUUGAAUACAUGAAUAAAUAACAUAUUGAGUAAAAUAAUGAAACUCAUUUAAAAUGAAGCUGAGAAUGAGGUCAUAGUUUUUAUUAAAUGUGACAUUUUCCACGGUGUUUACACUGCAAGAGAUAAUGGCCUAUAUAUUUUGAAGUGGGUUACAAACCAUCAAAAAUCAACUUUAGAUAAAAUAAAGUAGCUAAAUUUUCAGCUGGCUCUGGGCUUUUAACCUGAUUUUCUGAAAGUCAGGUUAAGAUGAUUCAAGAUGAUACUUGAGUUUAUGUAUCCAGGAUGAAAAUCUUCAUUUAAAAUAAAAGGAACCACUUAAUUGCCAGGCAGUCCUAAGGACUACAUGUCCAGCUGAAAGGUCAACCUAGCUAAAGCUGUCAGGCACCUACCCUCAGAUAAAAAGAUUUCAUCUAGUACUUGCAUUUCAGCAACAGACAUUCCAUAAGUACAAUAUACUGAUUAUAAAGAAAAAUGUUGAACUUGUACAAAGUCCUGUUCCUGGAAGCAAGCAGAGAUCAAACGGAAACUGAACUUGUAAAGUUCUGAUGAAAACCCACCAAACCACAUACAAAAUCUAUUCACCAACAGUUGACCUGAAGACAAGUCUAUUUUACUUGGCUGCUUAAAGCCAUUGCUUGCCCAGAAAAGUCAGCAAACAAAAAUGUGAGAGAAGCAGGUAUAAGAAAUGAGCUCAAUUAAUUUGGAAAUAGAAGAGGAAGAAAGGAAGAAAACAAGAGACACCUUAAAUAGUGAAAUCCAUGGAACGGGCCCUAUAACUGCCAUCAUCUCACAUCCCAGCAGCCUGCAGUGAGGAAGGGCUGGAUACAACCAAUGCAUGGUAGCAGCCAGUGGCCAGAUUUUUUUCAUUUGCUGCAGUCUGCUCAGGGUUCAUGUCAAUUAGCACAGACUAAUCAGUAUUUAUUUAAAAACAUAAUGAAAAACCUUAACUCUAACACAGAUUUAUACAGUUUCCUAUUAACACCAUAUUUGAGUGCUGUAAUUAAAAGAGACCUUCAUUAUGCUUCACCUCUUGUACCUGUGACCCCAGAGGCUUCAUAAUAUUUAACAGCUAUGUCAAACACCCCUUCAUGAUCUCUUUGUUAUCACCCCAAUGCUCUCAGAUGGCUGACAGGAUGGAGUUUCUCAGAUCAAAAUGAUCCAACAGCAUAGCAAUAUUUUGGGUAAUUGGAAAGGUUUGCUCUGCCUUGCUCUUUCUUCCAAGGUAGUGGGGGAAAGGUUACUUGACCACUGAUAUGUCAUAUACUGUGCUGUCACAGUAAAAUGGAUUAAAUACUGAGACCACUUGAUGAAGGUACCUGACUAAGGGUAUUAAUAUGCCAGCCUUUUUCAGCUGAAAGCGUUCCAAGUCCAAAGCUACUCUCUACACUGACCAGGUUGGCCAAACUCAUCCCUGCACCUGAGCACUGGUCUGCCAUGUCCAACCCAGUGGCCAGUACCAUGCAGUCCUCUCCUAGACACUCCCUGGGUGUGGUUCAAGGGUUUGCCCACCCCGGACCAUCUGGAUGGUCUGGACUUGGCAGUCCUGGUCAAGAGGUGAGGCAGCUGAGCUGCAGGAAAGCAAUCUGUGCCCUGGCAGCUCAUCUCUGGGCCAGAGAGCAGAGACUGGCUCUCUUUGCCUGCUGCUAAAUCUCAAGCUUUUUCUCUCUGCUCUAAAAAGCAAAAUGUUUUGAUUUAUACUCUGAUAUGCUUUUGAGUUUAAAAGCCUUUUUGGUCUUUUGGUUUGCACUAAGUGGAAUACUCAAUUUAACCUUUUCAUUGAAACCUUUAUAAAUCUAAUGCAUCUCAAUGCCUCAAUUUUCCAGUGUGGUGGAGUUCUUUGGCUAAAGCAAAGCACAAUACAAGCAGUGAUCUUGGGAAGCCAUUAGGAUUAGUGAUGGAAUGAUCUGCAGUGUGGCUGGCCCAUGGAACGUGCAGAGAAAGAGCUCAAAGUCUAUCUGGCUAUACAUAAAUCUUCCUCAUCAACAAGAAAUUAUUCAUUUAGUCCCACAAUAUCUCAAGUUGAAGGCUGCCUUUAGGCUGUGGUAACCCCUCUCCAUCUAGAAGUCCUGAGGCCCAGCAAGCCCUCUCUUCCCAGCAGUCCUGAGAGGAGCUUCCAGUGGCAGAAAUGCACAAGUGGUUUCCACUGCUGUGCCCAGGUAUUUCAGCAGCUAAGGAAGUGGGUGGAAGAGGAGUUUGGGAGACAUUUUUGGCAAACUGGUGAGGCACUUAAGACAGGAACAGCAUGAUUUAUGGACUUAUGUGAGCAAUCCAGGUUGCAACUCAGUGCCAAUCGCACUGCUAUGAAUGGUGACAAAGGAGUCACAGAAGCAGGACAGAACUGCUUUCUCAGUUCCAGCCAGUUAACCCUGGCACACCACAGAUGGCAAAUCCCAAUGGUUUAUCCGAAGUAAUUUUAUUAAACCCCUGCCUUUAAGAAUAAUUAGGUAAAUGAGGUGAAUGAAGUACAACCUCCAAUGGAAAAAUCAACACUUUCUGGGUACAUUUCACAUAGCUGGCAUUAGAUAAAAUAGCAUUGCUUUAGGGCAUCCCAAUCCUUCCUUUUCAGUCUGAAAAAUUAGUACCUUAUAUGCCCUUUAAUUAACUCUUGUUUAGCCAAUAAUGCCACUAACUGCCAUCUCUUGUUUAUGUAAUUAGAAUGAUGAUUUAUGCUUGAUACAAGCACAGAAGUCCAAAAAUACAUGUGCAAAACCCUUCCAACAAGCAUCUCUGCUCAGAGGGGACCACAUAACUGUGACCCCAAUGGUGUCAUUAGUAUUAUUAAAUAAUGUCCAGUUUGCUAAAUGCCAUCCUCUGUUACUUGACAUCCCCCUCGGAUGCUCUGAGCACAAAGUGUUCACUUACCACCUUUUAGUCUCACAAGGAAGCAUCCUCAUUCCAAGAGUGCUUCUGACAAGAAUGCAAAUUCAGUCCUGAAUUUUUGUGACGCUGAGGUUGGGAUUGGACACUGUUGGACAGUUAGACCCCAAACAUGCUGGGAUUAGGUUUGAGAGUCAGUGUUAAGCCCCCUCCACUGACAUGGUGAGCUUCAGAAAUUCUCAUGAAGCUUCUUGACAGGGGUCCUCAGGCAACACUGCCUGGAAUGCAGGUCUGCCCCUCAGGCUGAAGGUGCCUGAAGCAUGUGACUCUGUGCGAAGUUAAACAAAUUAAAUUAGAUUUGUUGUUGCAGGGUUUGGGGUUUUUUUGUUUUGGUUUGGUUUUUUUUGUUUGUUUGUUUUUUCUCUCCACUCAUUUCUGGAAAAGCUGGAGCAUGAAGAUCUUCCAGGAUAGGGUUUGCCAGCAGAAGGUGCCACUUGGGAUGUUGCCCAGGAGAGGGUGGCAGAAGCCACCAUAAUAUAGACAGUUAAAGGCAAAUAAAUGAAAUUAAACCAAUGGAAACUGUGCAACUACAAAGAUUACAAAAAUGAGCAGAACUGACAACCUAGAGGCACAACCCCUGCUUACAACCAGGCACCAAGAUGUGGUGCUGGCAGAAAAGGAAAGUUUCCCAUCCUGGCUGCCUCCUACCAAGGCUGGAUUGGGCAGAUGCUAUGUACAUUUCAUGAGAAAACCAGGAUUUUAAUUUUUUUUUAAAAGAGUACCUGAGAAUAAUGCCUCUUAUGACCAAGAGCUUUUGCAGCUCUGGGUAAGGAGCAUUAAUCCUCAGUCCCAGUUUUCCCCUCCUACAAGAUGUUGGCAAUUCCUGCUGCUACAUCACAUGGAGAAUAGUAUGCAUUUUCCCAGCAUUUAUAAAAUUAAAUACACCAUGCUGCUUGAUUUAUUCCUGUUACUCUUGAUACAAAUCACACUAAGCUGUGAUUCAUGUUUCAAUAUUGAUCCUGUAAUUAGUUCAGUGUAGGAAAGCCUUCAUGCUAGCUGCAGUCCUACAUUUACUCACUCGGAUGACAUUGUAAUAUUGUGUUCAGAUGUUAAACCUUUACAAAGAACCCUUUUUCACACUGUGGUAACAGCCUGAGGUAAUGAAACCUUACUGAACUAGACUUCUCAUACAACUUGCUUCACCCCCCUCACACACAUUCAGAUGGGACAUGAACAGCACCAUCCUUGUCACAUAACCUCUUUCCAUUCCCUGGGGAUAGAUCACUCAUCCUUCCACUGAAGAGCAUCAUGGUAUUUGGAGAGUGUGGAACCCUGGAUCUCAUGAAGAGCCAUCCUACUGAAUGCUGCCAAGAAGCCUCCACCUCUAACCACAAGGCUGCCAGGCUGCUAUGGCAAAUCCUGCUGGCUACAGUGCCAGCAGCCUCUGUCAGCACCAUGGGUGGCUGGUGGAGACAUGGGGAGCACAAGCAGCUCCUUCUGCCAGGCUCUGGAGCAGGUCAGUUAUUGCCACCAAACCCAGCAGCAUUCCUCCACCCCUUCAAAGCCUCCUGCCAGGAGCCUCAAGGAGCCGAGCUCUGUAUCAGAUGGUGCAAAACUCCUACCCCUCCAUCUGAGCUUCCCUGGCACAUCAUUGCGUUACGCCUGCACAGGGGGCCUCUUCUUCCCACAGAGACAGGAGCAGAAUUUUCUCUGCAGUAAAUCCGCUCUUCAGCUUCAGAGAAAUUCUUCUCACUUUAGAUAUCAAGAGAAUUAAAAAUCCAUUAGGUAAAGCUUAAAAAGAAAAAUGUAUGUAACCAUAAUCUGUCUGGUACGGUGGUGUGUGUUUAAAGUUCCUGAUCAAACUGGACUUCUGGCAACAAACACUAUCACAGAAACAACAACAAAUCCUGCCAAAUUUUGCUAUUUGCUGGGAAAUUAUCAUUUAGCAGAUUAAACCAAGUCUAUACAUCCAGGUCUUUCACCACUACCAGCAUAUGGCUCCAGACAAAACACUAAACAUCCAUUUUAUCCAUUACACUGAGUCCUUGGUUUUUUUGGGCUUCAUUUUCAAUCACACUCACAAAGCACAACUGCGUAUUUUCAUUUGGUCUUUUUCAUAAAAGUAAAUUCUUUUCAUGACAACUGAUUGAGAAGCAAAUCAGAAACACAGCCAGUAACACAGACCCAUUUCAGACAUUCAACACUUCUACUUGCAUCACUCUCUAAGCUGGAAUAAGCUUUGCCUUUCAUUCAGGAAAGAGAAGGGAGCUGUUCGUAUGGAUGGACAUUAGAGGCACUGUCUGCUUCAGAGUACACAUGCCUGAAGUGGCACUCAGCUGAUUUACUUAGUGACCUGCAGAAAUCACUUAUUACAGAUCUUCUAAUUUACAUAUAUUUUUGAGAAAAUGUCAGACUUCAACUUAGCUCAUCAUCUUGACAGAGCUGUGCACUUAAGCAUGUGUUUAGCAUUAAGCCUGUGCUUAGCUGAAAAUAAAGCAGCUGUUCUGUCACUUUGAAGAACUGUGCCUUCUGCUUUUUUAAGAAAUAGCUACGAAAAGCAAUAGAAAAAGUUACUCCAUCCCCCAUUACGUGCUAAGAAUCUCGGAGGCCCUUACAAAAUCAUCACUCUUUCUAUGACUGCUAUGGUUUAUCAACACACAAGAGUGCAAUUAUCCUCACAUUUUCAGGGCAAAUGUGUGAUUGCAGAGAAUCUUGCUAUGUGGUAUGUGCCACUUGAUUUCUCAUAAAAAGUAUUAGCUGCCAGACAACCAUCAUCCUCUAUUGCUACUCUCUUUAAAAGGUUAAGAAGUAUGUGAGGAAGGCUUUGUGAUCCAAAGUGCUACAAAACUGGAGAUGGAAACCAAGAAAUAGUGCUGCACUUGAUGCAAAUUUGUAAUUCCCAUUUUCCCAAACUAGGCUGUGGGAAUGGAGAAUUACAGAUCUUGGAAGCAUGUGCCUUCUCUGAGGAAGUUUUCUUGAAAUUGGUUGCUCGUGUGUUUGAGAAGGACUUGUUUGAGCUGAUAAAGUCAGCAAAAUUGAUAAGUCAACCAAAGAUCAGGACAAUAAAUAUUCUAGAUCAGGACAAUAAAUGUUCUAGUUUGGUCAGGCUGAUUGAGGCUUCAGCUCCAGACUCUGGUUCAGGGGACCAGAAUUUCCUACACUGAUGUGUUCAACCACAUUUGCUCCCAUAAGCAAGCAGAGAACAGCAUCCCCUGCAGCAAUAACAUACUUGGUCAGUAGUUCAUGUAUUCUACUGAAUAUUUUUUGACAUUUUAUGAGAUAAAGGAGAGCCAACACCAUUUGACCAAUUGUUCUCCUGUGCCAAACAUCCUUGCUAGCCAUGGACACUGCCUGUCCCCUGCAGUGGAUUUGCUGUGAGGCACAGCUGAGAGCAGCCACACUGCUCACAUCUUCCCCACACAAGGACCAUUCCACGCCAGCACGGCAUGACAGCAAAAACACGUGCUCACCAAGCAUCUCCAUUCCUAACACACAAGCACCAGAAUCAAACAAAAGGACAUUUCAGAGGGACAUAAGGCUAGACAGCUCACCUUCUUGAACUUUUGCAAAGCAAACCUGUUUUUAGGCCCUGAAAAAUAGUGCUAGGGGAUGGGUAAAUGCAGAGCUGUCCUUCAGUUACUGGGACUGUAAGCUACAGCUCUCCCAAAAUGUUAGGUUUGCACUGUGAUUUAAUUACAGGCCAUAUUGCUUACAUGGGAGAUAGAAAAGGAAUUAUAAUGUCAUAUGCUGCUUUCCGUACUUCACAGAACCAUGGAAUCAUUUGCUUGGAAAAGACCUUUAAGAUCGGGUCCAACCCUCAAUUUGCUAUCUAAUGUCUGUGAAAGUGCUCCCUGAGAGGAAGCCUCCCCUUAUGAGCUACUAGGAACGCCACUGGCAUGGUCUUGAAUGGUUCCACACAUAGAACAGUAUCCAAAAGGCCUCACAUCUCUUGUGAAAACAAAGGCUAUUGUGUACCCAGGGAAGGAAAGCUGAAGCACAUGCCAGCACUGGCUCCUGUCCUGAGCCAUGCAUUAAUUUGGCUCAAGUUAGAAAGGCCCAUGGGCCACAUAAAUAACACCCAGAGGGACUGUGUUAAGGUUACCAGGCAUCUCUAAUCCUGCUCUUUCCUAAGUUCUCAGAGACUGACUUUUUUUUUUUUCUUGCGUUCUUGCAUGCAGCCCUGUUUAACCUGAAGUAGUGAUGCCCAUGACUUAUAAUAGCAACAGAGCAAAGAUGAGUCAAGGGAGUAUUUGUGUUAUGGCAACAGGAAGGGCUUCAAAUAGAAAACAGAUAUCCUCAGAUGUGCUAAGAAAAUCGUUCUAAAUUAUGCUAUUUGUGAAAAAAAUUGGGAAGUGUCAAUACAGGGAACAUUACAAAGAUUAAGGGGAAUUAUUUCCUUUAGCCAGCUAUCCAUGAUAAAUGAUCUUUUGCUAAUCCCUUUAAGCACUCUACAACAGGAACACAUAAAAAUGCACUAAAUUCUUAGAGAAUACAAAGAGGUUCUCUCUCUGCAAGAAAAACAAUGUAGGUCCAAAAAUGUGUGAUUUUCAGGAUGCUGACUAUUUUGGUCAAUUACUAGAAUGGGGACAGCAGGUCAGGAGCGACAAUAGAGCUCUUAUUCUUGGAACUAAAUACAGUUAUUUCCAAAGCUGAAUUCACAAAACUGACUCACAGACCUGUCAGUGGAAUCACAAUCAACAUGUUCCAAGAUAUAGCUGAACUGCAGGAAAUAAGAACAAGUUACUGCUCACAGGACUCUUUUCAGAUGAAGUUCCCUUCUGGCAGACCAUUGGAUCUCCUAGAACUUCAGGGAGGGACACAAAGGCAACUGGAGACGAACAGCAUCCUGAGAGAUCAGUGUUUACCCACUGUCAGUUCUGCACAGUGAUCAGGUAUUUAACCGCACUGCUUCUUCUCUAGGGCUCUGAUCUCUGGGCUUCAAAACCUCAAGACAAGGUCAGCUUUACUGAGCUAGAAUAACAAAAAACCAAAACAAACCAAGACCAACCAAACAAAAAAGGCUCUGGGCAAAGCUGUGGAAUAGAGAGUCUCAAGGUUGAAGGCAGUGAUACUAGGAUGGCACCAAACUCAGAGCUAAAGCCUAACCCAAGAGAGCAGAUGUGCUGUUGGUGCAAUCAGCGAGAAAAAGACAUAUAUACACCAAAGAAGUAUCAGAGCAAAACUGUUCUGUGUUGUCCAUGAGGAUAAGUGCUUGUAGCCUUAUGGAAUUGUCAG
Messenger RNA from Motacilla alba alba, 28259 nucleotides. It is a transcript of the gene SLC41A2, whose product is annotated as solute carrier family 41 member 2. Gene Ontology annotation, cellular component: plasma membrane. The transcript has 12 exons. Bases 393 to 2114 code for a protein of 573 amino acids. Lineage: Eukaryota; Metazoa; Chordata; Aves; Passeriformes; Motacillidae. Gene Ontology annotation, biological process: monoatomic cation transport. Gene Ontology annotation, molecular function: monoatomic cation transmembrane transporter activity. The record is from RefSeq and is a predicted model, not a curated record.